AUGAAGAUUUCGUGGAUAUUCAUUGGUGUAUUGUUCGCGGUAUUUGCAUACAAUUUUGCUGAGGCAGACGCAUAUGCUGAAGCUGAAGCUGAGGCUGAAGCAGAACCAUCAGCACAACUGAGUUUGUUCGGAUCGAGGGGCUCGAGCUCAGGCUCGAGCUCGUCAUCUGGCUCAUCAAACAAAAUAACAGUUCGACGUUGCCGAUGCAGACGCAAGAAGUGCCCAACAACAAGUGCCAGUAGCAGUUGCAAAUGUAGAAAAUCAAAGAAGGCCAACAAAUGUCCAACCGUUUGUCCCAUACCGUUUUCAAAUGGUGGCAACUCAGGUGGCAACUCAGGUGGCAAAUCAGGUGGCAACUCAGGUGGAUACUCAGGUGGAUACUCAGGUGGCAACUCAGGUGGCAAAUCAGGAGGCAACUCAGGUGGAUACUCAGGUGGCAACUCAGGUGGCAACUCAGGUGGUAAUGGUACCAACGGUGGCAACAACAACGGUGGCAACAACAACGGUGGCAACAACAACGGUGGCAACAGUGGUGGUAAUGGAGGCAGUGCCACAUCAUCGCCGUCAUCGACAUCAAGCACAAGCUCAACCAGCGCAAAUAAGGAAUUGACAAUACGAAUUCUUCUUCCUAACAUUUCCUUUUCCGACGGCGGUAGCGGUGGUUCAGCCACAUCAUCGACCUCUUCGACUUAA
Messenger RNA from Sitodiplosis mosellana (orange wheat blossom midge), 693 nucleotides. RefSeq lists its product as uncharacterized. The coding region runs from base 1 to 693 and encodes 230 amino acids. The record is from RefSeq and is a predicted model, not a curated record. NCBI's taxonomy places the organism in Eukaryota, Metazoa, Arthropoda, Insecta, Diptera, Cecidomyiidae. The transcript has 3 exons.